Molecule: messenger RNA, 1495 nt
Organism: Pezoporus occidentalis (night parrot)
Lineage: Eukaryota; Metazoa; Chordata; Aves; Psittaciformes; Psittacidae
Gene: GPR75
Product: G protein-coupled receptor 75
Exons: 1
Coding region: 1-1464 (487 amino acids)
Biological process (GO): G protein-coupled receptor signaling pathway
Cellular component (GO): membrane
Molecular function (GO): C-C chemokine receptor activity
Source: RefSeq, a predicted model, not a curated record
AUGAACGGGUCGGGGCGGCUGCCGGCGGCGGGCGAGGAGGAGCCGGCGGCGGCCGCGCUGCUGCCGCCGGGCGGGAACGGGAGCGGCGGCGGCGCGGAGCUGCGGGGGGGCAGCCACGGCGCCACGGUGGCGGCCUGCGCCUCGCUGCUGGCGCUCGUCUUCUGCCUGGGCUCCUACGGGAACCUCAUCGUGCUGCUGUCCUGCCUCGACCCGGCCCUCCGCAAACUGCGCACCAACUUCGACUUCAUGAUCCUCAACCUCUCCUUCUGCGACCUCUUCCUCUGCGGCGUGGCCGCCCCCAUGUUCGCCUUCGUCCUCUUCUUCGACUCGGCCCGCGGCGUGCCCGGCGCCUUCUGCUUCACCUUCCACCUCACCAGCUCCGGCUUCAUCAUCAUGUCCCUCAAGACGGUGGCGGUCAUCGCGCUGCACCGGCUGCGCAUGGUGCUGGGCAAGCAGCCGCCCCGCGCCGCCUCCUUCCCCUGCACGCUGCUGCUCACGCUGCUGCUCUGGGCCACCAGCUUCACGCUGGCCACCUUGGCCGCGCUCCGGACGCGCCGCUCCCGCCUGUGCCUGCCCGUGGCCGGCCGCGAGGGCCAGGCCGCGCUCUACCUCUACGUGGCCGACUUCAUCUGCUGCGUGGCCGUGGUGGCCGUGUGCUACGUGAUGAUCGCGCAGGUGCUGCGCCGCAACGCCCGCGUGCGCCGCUGCCCGCCCGGCGACGCCCGCAGGCCGCAGCCCUUCGCCGUGCCCGCGCUCUACCGCAACCAGGCCUCCGCCGUCAACCUGGCGCCGGGCAAGGACGCGCGCGCCGUGGGCACGUGCGUGGCCAUCGUGUUGUCCGUGCUGGUGUGCUGCCUGCCGCUGGGCAUCUCGCUGGUGCAGGGCACGCUGUCGGGCAGCGGAGGCUUUGUCCUCUACCAGUUCGAGCUGUGCGGGUUCACCCUCGUCUUCUUCAAGUCGGGCUUAAACCCCUUCAUCUACUCCCGCAACAGCGCGGGGCUGCGCAGGAGGGUGCUCUGGUGCCUGCAGUACGUGGCACUGCUUUGCUGCUGCUGCUGCUGCAAGCACAAGACCAGGCUCCGGGCCGUGGGCAAAGGCAGCCUGGAGGUGAACAGGAACAAGUCGUCGCACCACGAGACCAACUCGGCCUACGUGCUGUCUCCCAAGCCUCAGAAGAAGCUCCUGGACCAAGCGUGCGGCCCCAGUCACUCCAAGGAGAGCGCGCUGAGCCCCAAGGCCUCCGCGGGGCCCCAGCACUACGCGCAGAGCAGCUCGACCCCCAUGAACACCCGCGUCGAGCCCUACUACAGCAUCUACAACAGCAGCCCCUCGCAGGAGGUGAGCACCCCCAACAGCCUGCAGCCUGUGAGCUCCGCCUUCGCCUUCACCAGGUCCUACAUCGCCAUGCGCUACCGGGAGUGCGGCGGCGCGGCAGCGCGGCACAUUCCGGUGCCCUCCGUGUAGCUGCGCACGGGGAUGGUGCUGAGCCGGGCUG